Messenger RNA from Notothenia coriiceps (black rockcod), 4453 nucleotides. Its product is annotated as E3 ubiquitin-protein ligase RBBP6-like. Lineage: Eukaryota; Metazoa; Chordata; Actinopteri; Perciformes; Nototheniidae. The coding region runs from base 347 to 4366 and encodes 1339 amino acids. The transcript is spliced from 17 exons. The record is from RefSeq and is a predicted model, not a curated record. Gene Ontology annotation, molecular function: nucleic acid binding; ubiquitin protein ligase activity; zinc ion binding. Gene Ontology annotation, cellular component: nucleus. Gene Ontology annotation, biological process: mRNA processing; ubiquitin-dependent protein catabolic process; protein ubiquitination.
AGCCGUUGCUUGUGGAAACAGCUGGUAGUUUCUGUCAGCUUUGCUUCAUAGCCGCAUUGGGAGGAAUAAAAGUUCACAUUUGACUGAAAACUGACGGAGUGUGGUUGGUUUUGAGUCACUGCUGCUUUUUCACCAGGCACCGGGACAUGUCAUCCUGUGAAAGCCACUUUAACGGGGACUUUUUAAUCACCGACGGAGCUUAUUAUUAGACGCUCUACGCACCGGUGCUAACGCUAGUGAACGUUGGCUAACUUUCUCUACUCCCAUAGCAACUAGCACAGGUGUUCCGUUGGACUAACCGUCGGUUUUCUGACAGUGUAGGGCGAGGUUUCUGCUUCACCUCAGCAUGACUCAUGUUCAUUAUAAAUUCUCCUCUAAACUCAGCUACGACACGGUGGUUUUUGACGGCCUGCAUGUCACGCUGAGGGACCUGAAGAGGCAGAUCAUGGGCAGGGAGAAGCUCCGAGCCGGGGACUGCGACCUGCAGAUCACCAACGCACAGAAUAAAGAAGAGUUCACAGAUGACGAUGUUUCGAUCCCCAAAGGCUCCUCCGUCAUCGUCAGGAGAAUCCCCAUCGUCGGAGGAAAGCCAAACUCAAGCAAGACCCGCAACCUUGAGCGAUUUGACAUCCAGAAUAACAACGCCUUUGGAGCCUUCAAAGCAAUGGAUGACCUAAAUUCUUCCAGAGCCUUACCCCUUUUCUCCAAGAUGGCUAACCUGGCUGAUGUGGAAGGGUCAGAGGAGGAUAAGAUCAGAGUUAUGAUGAAUCAGACGGGCUAUGACCCCACAAAUUACAGCAAGAAGCCUGUUACUGUGCUACCUGCGAACUACACCUGUUAUCGCUGUCAAGGAAGUGGACACCACAUCAGGAAUUGUCCAAGCACAGCGGAUAAAAGCCAGGAAGCCCCUGUGAAACUAAAGAAAAGUUCAGGCAUCCCUCGCUCCUUCAUGAUGGAAGUGGACGAUCCCUCCGUAAAGGGAGCCAUGCUGACCAGCUGUGGACGUUACGCGGUUCCUACAAUAGACGCUGAGGCGUACGCCAUCGGGAAGAAGGAGAGGCCUCCGUUCGUCCCCCGGGAUCAUUCGGAGUCAGAGGACGAGGAGGAUCUUGUCCCCGAGGAGCUGCUCUGUCUCAUCUGUCAUGACCUGCUGAGCGACGCUGUGGUCAUACCCUGCUGCGGAAACAGCUACUGCGACGACUGUAUUCGGAGCGCCUUGCUGGACUCAGAGGAUCACGUCUGCCCCACUUGUAGCCAAUCAGAUGUCUCACCUGAUAACCUGAUAGCCAAUAAAUUUCUCCGACAGGCUGUGGACACUUUUAAGAAAGAGCAAGGCUUCACUAAAAGUCUGAAGAAAGGAUGCAGUGCCUCCCAAUCCCAAAAUCCAACCCCGACCCUGAGUCCUGCCCUCACCCCGCCCCCUCUCACCGUGCAGAUCCAGCCUCAGAAGCCUCUCCUCUUAAACCACAGACAGCAGGACCCUCUCCGCCAACACUCACAGGCUGCAGACACACCACCAUCCUCUCAGGUGCCAACAAGCCCCGUCUCUUCCCCCAACACGCCAAGCACUUCCUGCCAGCCUGUGCUAAGCCACCUGGAGACACCUGAGAAGGAGGCUGAAGAAAAGACAGACGAUGACUCAGCAGCUGCUGUCGCCCCGUCUGCACCGGUUUCAUCUGAAGAGCUCACUGAUGCUCCGUCACAGCUGAUCCCACUGGUUAACCUUACUCCAGAGGCAGAGCCGCCGCAGACAGGCCGUGUGAAUCAACAGCAGCCCUCCUCAGAUCCACCACCAAGACCCUCUGGGCCACCAACGUGCUGGGAGAGCUCCUCUUCCUCCUCAGGUUGUCCCCCGGGAGGCUGGACUGAGCUGAACACCCAGCAGCGUCCUCCUUCCUCCUCUCCAUAUCCAGCGACUCCUCCCCCUCUCUUCCCCCCCCCUCAUUUCCACACCUUCCUCACAGCUCCUCCACCUCUCAGCCCUUACCCUCCUGGAUACCCACCUGCCGUCUGGACGCUCCCAAACCUCCCGGGUGCCCCCAUCGCUCCCCUGUGCCCCUCCACCUCCAUCCCUGCGCUCAUCCCCAAGGAGUGGUACAUGCAGAGAAAGAAGGAGAGGUCACCUCACAGAGGAUCUUCCCACAGACGCACCUGCUCUGGUUCUCAUUCAAAGUCUUCUAAGUCCAAGUCUGCUCGCUCCUACUCGCGCUCUUCAAGCAGGUCCAGAUCCCGGUCCAGGUCCCAAGGGAGAUCAAGGCCCCACUCACCCUACUCCCACCACAGGGACCCCCACCCCCGCUCUACUUCCUCCCGCUCCUAUAACUAUGGUUACAAACGUUCCCCAACUCCGUCCUCGUCCUCUUCACCUCAAGUGGGUUACCGUUCCAGGUCCAGGUCGCCUUCAGAUCACAGCAGAAACAGUCGCCACCAAAGUAGGACGACUGUCUCUGGCAGCUACGACUCCAGGAGGCGAGGAGAGCAUCACCCGAGGGAAGCAGGAAGUCACAUGUACGAUCCGCAUGUAAAUCAAAGUAGCGGCAUGAACCAAGAGCACUUCCUGCAGUGGAAAAGGGAGUACAAAGACUGGUGUGAUAAAUAUUUUAGCAGUUAUGUUGGACACUUCCACCAGAUGCCUAUUCCCCUUCUCAGUCUCCCCCAUCCUCCUCAGUGGGGGGACAGAGAAGGGAGCAAAAAUUACUCUCACGCUAACUCGGAUUCUCGCAAGCGAGUCCAAGGUAGACUCAGCGCCCGGAUGGACAAACGCUCUCCUCCGUCAUCCAGCGACAGCCGCUCCUCUCCAUCUCAGUCUUCACGUGACAGCCGUUCAACGCCGUCCCAGACAUCCAGCGACAACCGCUCGUCUCAGUCUCAUUCGUCUAACAACAGCCGCUCCCCGCAAUCUCAGUCGUCCAGCGACGGGCGCUCCACACCAUCCGAAGACAGAGCUCAGUUGAAGACGUAUGAACGAAGGCGAACUGAGAAGAACAGCCGCCGGCCAAUCACACCUCCAAAAAGCAGCGAGGAACCGCAAGAAAAGAGCCAAGGCGAAAAGCGGCAACUCAAUCGGAAUUUGGUCAAACACGAGCAAAAGACUGUGAAGAAACUUAAGAAGGAAGGAGUUGAAAAGUCAUCCUCCCCUGACUCAACAGGUGACAGAAAGGGAAAAAGGGGCCACGAAACUGGACCAAACCCCUUUAAAGAUGGCAGCCCAGGACCAGAGAGAGCAACAGCCAACGAUGCCUUAGAACCAGUCCAAAAGCUUGUGAAACCAGCUAAACGUUCGGAUAAAGACUAUGAAAGAAAAGGCAGGGAACAAAGGAGUUUGGAAAAAGGGAAAGAAAGAAGAAGAGGCGAACAUUCAGACUCCAGGAGAGAUGCACGGAGAAGUCACAAAGACAAGCCCAGCAAAGAGUCAGGCAGGGUGGAUCGAGACAGAUACAGAGACCCUGAAGGUAAAAGAGCUUCAGGAUUGGAGAAUAUAAAAAGAAAACGAGAAAACACGGAGAGAAAUUCUGUAAAAGCUCAAAGCAGCAAAUGCCGGAAAGACCCUGAAACUCGCAGCAGUGAAUCCCCAAUGACAUUUGAGAGAAAUAAGACGGAGAAGAAAAAGGAGAGGAAAACCUGGCCUCUGGCAGAGAAAGACAUCUGGGAGGGAGGCAUUCAGAUGAAACCACAGAAGAAGAUUAGCAUCAACAUAAACCUGGAAGGUAAAAAGUCUGAAGGAAAAAUAAAGAGAGAUAUUCAGGCUGGUAAUGGAGAGCAGGAGAGGUCAAACAGAGGAGAGACAAACAUUGAAGAAAAUAAGGAAACCAGCAGAGACAUGGAAGAGGUGUCUGAAGACAAGAGACAGAAAUGGGAGAAAGCUACCUUCAGAGAUGAUGAAGGAGAGUUGUUCGAGAAGAAACGGGAGACAGAAAAGGAGGAUUUUGACUUGUGGCAUAGUUUCUGCAGAGAAGUGGAGGAGGAGAAGGAAAAACAUCCAGAUGAAAGAGACAGGAUGGAGGCCAGCAAAGGAGAAGAGGUGACAAACGAGGAGGUGAAGUUAUUCGCGAGCACAACUAAGGAGAUAGUUGAGGGGGAAAGCACAUUCAAGGAAAACAUAGAAAACCUGCCGGGGAAGUCAAAGGACGAGCUGAUGGAGCUACUGAAUUGGAGGAUGAUGCAAGAACAAGAACAGGAUACGAGGAUGUCCAAUUCACAGAGCAGCAAAUACAAGAGCCACCUUGACAGACUGAACACCAUGGUGGACGACGACGGGUCAGAAUGUUUCUGCUUUACUCUUUAUCCUACCAUUAUGCAAAUAUUUCAAAACUGGUUAAUUGUCAAAAGAUGCACAGAAAUGACUGUCUUGCUUUGUCAGCUCUAAUCUCUGCCCUAGAUAUAAGUAAGUAAGUCAAACUUUAUUUAUAUAGCACCCUUCUCAACACGGAAAGUGCUUUACAGCAGAGUCCUG